This is a messenger RNA of Fusarium sp. VM40, 1818 nucleotides long. NCBI's taxonomy places the organism in Eukaryota, Fungi, Ascomycota, Sordariomycetes, Hypocreales, Nectriaceae. The record is from the annotation of a GenBank genome assembly.
AUGGUUCUCGAGGCUUACACUUACGUCUUUGCCAUUGGCAGUUGCUUUGCUCUGCUUGAGGCCUACAACAACGGUGCCAACGAUGUCGCCAACGCCUGGGCUACCAGCGUGUCAUCGCGCUCCGUCACCUACCGAGGAGCCAUGGUGCUCUGCUGUGUCUUCGAACUUCUCGGCGCCCUAGCCGUCGGAGCCCGAACCGCCUCGACCAUCAAGAACGGCAUCAUCCCCAUGGAAGCCUUCCGCGACAACGCCGGAGUCCAGCUCCUCGCCUUCGCCUGCGCCUCGGCCGGUGCCUCUACCUGGGUCAUGUGGUGCACCAAGCACAACGCCCACGUCUCGUCGACCUACUCUCUCAUCUCUUCGCUCGCCGGUGUCGGUAUCGCUACUGUUGGUGCUAGCAAGGUCGAAUGGGGCUGGAACGGUGGUCAGGGUCUCGGUGCCAUCUUUGCUGGUCUCGGUAUGGCUCCCACCAUUGCUGGUAUCUUCGGUGCAGUCAUCUUCUCGCUUGUGAAGUAUGUCGUCCACGUCCGCAAGAACCCCGUUCCUUGGGCUGUCUGGACCUCUCCCUUCUUCUUCCUCAUCGCCGGCACCAUCUGCACUCUCUCCAUCGUCUACAAGGGAUCUCCCCGUCUGGGUCUCGCUGAGAAGCCUGCUUGGUACAUCGCCUCCGUCACCCUCGGAGUCGGAUUCGGUCUCUUCUUCCUCUCUGCUCUCUUCUUCGUUCCCUUCGUCCACGCUGUCGUCAUCAAGAAGGAUUACACUCUCCGCUGGUGGGACGCCAUUCAGGGUCCUCUCCUGUUCAAGCGCCCUUCUCCUCCCGAUGCUGAGAACGCCCGUGUCCCCAACUACGCUGUCCUCCAGCACGGCCCCGAGGACGACACCGUCUCCCAAGAGACCGAGGAGCACAACCCCAAGAAGAUCGGUAGCGACGAGAUCACCCCCGCCACUGCUGCUAGCUCCGAGAACAACGAGAAGCGACACCUCAACCUCUCCGAGUCCACCCAGGAGGAUUACCAGCGAAUGGUCCGCGAUGCUGAGGAGAUUCACCACGCCAACCUCCGCAAGGGCAAGGGACCUCUCGGCUGGGCCAUGCGCACUCUUCACGCCAACCCCAUCGGUGCCGGUUCCAUCCACGAGACUCACAACCUGAUCGCCAUCGUCAAGCGUAUCCCUGCCCAGAUCGUCUGCGCUGCUCUCUACGGUGCUCACUACGACAUCCACACUGCUCAGAUGGGUAUUGAGGCCACUCCCGAGGGUCGUCGCAUGGCUAUUGUCUACGAGCACGCUCCCAAGUACCCCAACGAGGUCGAGUACCUCUACUCCUUCGUCCAAGUCAUCACUGCCUGCACUGCUUCUUUCGCUCACGGUGCCAACGAUGUCGGUAACGCUGUCGGUGUCUGGGCUGGUAUGUACGCUGCCUGGUCCACCAGCCGCCCUGCCGAGAAGAAGGCUGAGGUCCCUCUCUGGCAAAUUGGUGUUGUCGCUGCCACUAUCUGCAUCGGUUUCAUCACCUACGGUUACAACAUCAUGAAGGUUAUGGGUAACAAGAUCACCUACCACUCUCCUAGCCGUGGUUCCUCCAUGGAGAUGGGUGCUGCCAUUACCGUCCUUGUCUUCUCUCAGUACAAGCUCCCUGUCUCUACCUCCAUGUGUAUCACUGGUGCCACCGUUGGUGUCGGUCUUUGCAACGGCAGCAUCAAGGCUGUCAACUGGAAGCGAGUCUUCCUCCUCGUUUUCUCCUGGAUCAUGACCAUUCCCAUCGCCGGUCUUAUCGGUGGAUGUCUUAUGGCUCUUGCCCUUAACGCCCCUCACUUUUAA